Molecule: messenger RNA, 4815 nt
Organism: Scleropages formosus (Asian bonytongue)
Lineage: Eukaryota; Metazoa; Chordata; Actinopteri; Osteoglossiformes; Osteoglossidae
Product: sodium/potassium/calcium exchanger 2-like
Exons: 12
Coding region: 835-2781 (648 amino acids)
Biological process (GO): long-term synaptic potentiation; intracellular calcium ion homeostasis; long-term synaptic depression
Cellular component (GO): plasma membrane
Molecular function (GO): calcium, potassium:sodium antiporter activity; calcium channel activity
Source: RefSeq, a predicted model, not a curated record
UGUACAUACUGUAUAUACGUGUAUAGACAGUCUAUAUACUGUAUAUGUGUAACUGUUUCAGUAAUAGAAACCCUCAGCCAAAGCGACACAGAGAGCAGCACAGCAGCACUGUCCUGUCAAUAUAGUUUCUGGUGUGCUACGUGUCAAAGUAACUAUAGCCUAGGAACACUUGACUCAACUCCAAAGGCACCAGACUCAUACUAAUACAGCACGCAAACUGUGCCCUCGCUCGCGUUUACUGGCGCUGUAACCACGGCAACUAUGCAGCGCUCUGUUACUGUACCGAACAGCUGGACGGACAUCAGUUUCUUGCCACCAACAGCAGCCGUUCGGGCGGAAAAUUAGAGCGGAUCAGCGGGCAGAUCCGCGAGCGCAGCGCCGCCGGUGCAGCUCCGCUUCCGCGGCUUCCGUCACGCGCCAACUUAGCGGUCAGGAGGCGCGAGGGGCGAGCGUGUCUCCGUGCGCGCGCCUGGCAGCGUCUCAGGGCUCCUCCUCUCCGUCGCUCGCGGAGCGAGUGGAGCCCCGUCACGCGACGCGCGGGAGCCCGACCGCCGCGCGCGCCUCCGCCGCGCGCUCAGGUGAGGACGUGUUAGCGACCAUCGCGAGCUGAGCUCCCCUCAUCUGGCCGCAUCGCGCUGCCCGGUGCACACUGGGACAAAGACACAUUUCAAGAGUUUAAUAUGGAGAAACUACAUGGUUCUCCGUGAUCUGGAAGAUAUCACUGUAUCUGCAGUUUUGUCGAACAAAGGAAAAAAACAUCAUGUGUUGCACUGAAUGAACACCAAGAACUAACUCUGAACAUUUGAACAAAUAAUCUACAUUUAAAAGGCCACAAUGAGUUUACAUUUCUUCAAAGGAGAUUCUGGACCGAAGAAUUGGCUCCAGCGUCUGACCUGCCAAAAGCAUAAUCGUCAGCACGUCCGGAAAAAACUGCAGCCAGCACGAGUCCUUGGCUUUUUACUUAGUCUCCUGGUUGGAUCCUGGGCUCUCUCUUUCAGUGCCUUGACAUGGACCACAGGACACACCAACGGGCCAUUGUCCUCUGCAGAAAUAGCACCAUCAGGGCCUUUGACACACCGAACUCUGCUUUCUACCAAACAUCGCGAUGACCUGAACAUCUCCAUUGAUCUUCCCUUUGCUCCUAAGUCAUCUGACACCAGCAACGAGAGCCAUGGUGAAUAUCCCCGGGAUCUCUUCAGCCUGGAGGAGAGGAGAAAAGGUGCCGUCAUUCUGCACAUGUUUGGUAUGCUGUAUAUGUUCAUCGCCCUAGCCAUAGUUUGUGAUGAGUUUUUCGUCCCUGCCCUUACGGUCAUUACUGAGAAGUUUGGCAUCUCUGAUGAUGUGGCUGGUGCUACCUUCAUGGCCGCUGGAGGCUCUGCCCCGGAACUCUUCACCUCCGUGAUCGGGGUUUUCAUCUCCCACAGCAACGUGGGUAUUGGCACCAUUGUCGGCUCAGCUGUGUUCAACAUCCUGUUUGUCAUCGGCAUGUGUGCUCUCUUCUCCAAGGAGAUCCUAAACCUCACCUGGUGGCCACUUUUUCGGGACGUGUCCUUCUAUAUUGUUGGCCUGAUCAUGCUGAUCAUUUUCUUCUUGGAUAAUCUGAUCUCCUACUGGGAAAGUAUUGCACUUCUUUUAUGCUAUGUUGCCUAUGUGACAUUCAUGAAAUACAAUUCCAAAUUGGAGGGCAUUAUAAAGAAUAAGUUGAACAGGAAUCAGGUUGAUGAGGUCGAGGCUGCACCAAAGUUGGAGUCUUCUGCGUUGCUUUCCAAUGCUUUAUGUCCUGCAUAUGGAGCACAGGAAAACGUGGGACAAGGAGAGGAUGAGAGCAAGUUGUCGGCAAAGCCCCGUCUCCAGAGGGGGGGUAGCUCUGCUUCCUUGCAUAAUACCAUGAUGAGGAAUAGCAUUUUCCAUCUGAUGAUCCACACACUGGACCCCCUCAGUGAAGAAUUUGCAGACUCUGGCAAGUUCAGGGAGAAGGCAUCCAUUCUUCACCAGAUGGCGAAAAAAAAAUGCCAAGGGGAUGACGACAAAUCCAAUGGCGUCACAAGCUCUGCUGAUAAAAACCUCCCAAACAGCUCUUCUGUUGAGGUGGAGAUCACACCGCCCAUGAAUGGAAAUGCAGGACAAAAUGAAGAUGGGGGUGAUGAAGGGGAAGAUGAAGAUCAGCCACUCAGCUUAGCAUGGCCAGAUACCCUCCGCAAGCAAUUCACUUAUGUCUUUGUCUUCCCCAUUGUCUUCUCACUGUGGAUAACUCUGCCAGAUGUUAGGAAGGAUAGCUCCAAGAAGUUCUUUCCCAUCACAUUUCUUGGUUCUAUCUGCUGGAUUGCAGCCUUUUCUUACCUGAUGGUGUGGUGGGCACAUCAGGUUGGAGAGACAAUAUGGAUUACAGAGGAAAUAAUGGGACUGACCAUCCUAGCUGCUGGUACCUCUAUCCCCGACCUAAUCACGAGUGUCAUUGUGGCACGGAAAGGGCUAGGGGACAUGGCUGUGUCCAGCUCUGUGGGUUCCAACAUCUUUGACAUUACAGUGGGCCUUCCAUUCCCAUGGCUACUUUACUCCCUCAUGAACCACAUGUCUCCUGUGAUGGUGAGCAGCAAUGGCCUGUUCUGUGCCAUUGUGCUGCUCUUCCUCAUGCUACUCUUCGUCAUCAUCUCCAUCGCUGCCUGUAGGUGGAAGAUGAGCAAACUACUUGGCUUCAUCAUGUUCCUCCUCUACUUUGUGUUCCUGGUAAUCAGUGUUAUGCUGGAAGACAAGGUCAUUGUGUGCCCAGUUUCCAUCUAAAACCUGGCCAAACCUGGUGUGGACAUAUUUCAUUCUAGAUAUGGGCCAGAAAUUUGAGAACAGGGGCACCAAAGCCACACUUUCCAUGUCUUACGUGUUGUGGGGCAAUUGAGCAUGGCAAGUUCUGAGAGGACAGAGCUGUGUCAGCGUUUUGAGUUUUUUGAGCAUGGAAAGGUUAGCGAACACAAGGUCAAGUCACUCUUUGGGGGAAUCAGAUUAUUGGGAGCUAUAAGAAGACAUGGCCAUGCCAAAAUCUUCUGACCAUGAAAUGGUGUGAGAAGACAAGAAUUUAUGUCUCUGUCUUUGGCCUUGGCAAAAUCUGAGCAUGGAAAAUGCUGUGAAGAUGAGGAUGUGUCGCUAAGAGGGUCUCUAAUAGUAUGACUUCAAGCAUCUGUGAAUGCUAUUAAUCUUCAAUUUUACUCAUUCAAUAAACUGUUCUGAGAUUCAACAUGCAUGGUUCUAGUGUAACUUAGUUUCCAGGAUGGAAGAGCAAUGCUUUCAACUAGAGACCGCUGAAAAAGGCCUUUGAGGAAACUGAUGCCAUUAUUUUGUCAUUAUGGCGAAAGGCUGUAUGAUUUAAACAAAGAAGUCGUUACCAUUUCAAACAGGGUUGUGUGAUGGAGAAACGAGUUCCAGGAAUGAGCUUUGACGUUUGGCAUAUUUUCAAUUCGGCUGCUUCUUAGGCCUCAGGCUGAAUGAAUAUUGAGUAAAUCCAUAUGUUAUCAGCAUGUAUACUGGUUGUAGGAACAAAACAGAAUAAUGGCCUUCUUGCUUGUUUAUUCGUUCAUGUAUUCAGUGGCAAAUGAAAGUCGGGGCUGUUUUUAGUUGAACAAAGAAUCAGCAAUGAGAUGACUGUCCGCCAGUUAUUUAAUGUUGUGUCAGAAGUCAGUCUGGCAGGACUUUCGAUCUGCGAAAGAAAAGAAUGGUUGCUUUUUGGCUAGGAUUAGUGGCAGUAGUUCUGUUCACCUUAAGCUGUAUGUUGCCUUCAUCCAUGCAGACACUGUCAUAUUGUACAGGUUUUGCAGCAGGUUUGUGUACUGUAAUUAAUGUCAUGAGAAACAUGUAAUCUUUUCUCAAUGUUAGUUUCCAUUAAAAAGACAAACUUGUAUAAGAUGAAGUCACCUUUUCAUACAUGAAAAAUGGAUUAAAGUGCAGCAGUUGUUUUCUUGAAGGAAUUGUCUUUAACAGGUGCAUAGUUUAUUUAAAUCCUAGUACCUUAGUUUUCAAAAAUAAACCAACACUGUUGGCAGAAAACAUUGUUCAGGAGACAUAACAAAAACCACUUUUUUCAGUCAGAAAAAGACUGACCACACAAUAGCUUUUCCAUAAAUAUUGCGCGUUUGUUUUGAAACUGAAAAAACACCAAUUUUCAGAUACAUUAUUCUGCUUGUCUAUAUUUUGAUAUCAAUGAAGGAAAAAUAAUGGUUCUGUACAAUUCUAUAUAAUGUAUAUGAAAAGACUACCAAUGUUUAGAUAUUGCACUACAAUUUUUGUUUAAUACGGGUUUUGUUGUUCACGAUCUGCUAUUAACGUGAGAUGACAGCGCAAUAUUUUCGUGGUAUGCAAGUUACGCUUAGUGCAGACCUUAAGGUCAGAAAGAACUUAUAGAAACUGUAGAUGCCAUGUGAAAGAGAGCAAAAACACUUUAUAGUCAUUGGCUAUUUUUAUUUGCUGCUAUUGGUGCUUUUCUUUAUUUCCUGGUAUUUUUAUUCAGUUAAAUAAAAAUAACUGUACACUUUAAAUUUCAAAUCUUUAGAAUCUGUGUCCUUUCUGUAUUGCUUGAAUCAGCUGCGUUUCACAUAGAUGUACAGAUGUAUAUGCAACACAAGCUUUAUUCAAAUAACCUGUAAAUGAUUAGAAAAUAUAGAUCUUUUGAUAUUCUUAACACAAAAAAAUGCAUGUAUCAAACACCUUGGGCUGGACACCCAAAGAAAGCAUUAACUACAUAACUGUAAGAUUGCUCAUUUAUGCUAUUUUUUAUAUUGUAAAUAGCCAUGUAUACAUAUAAAAUGUUACAUUAAAAGGUGAAAUAUU